This is a messenger RNA of Phycodurus eques (leafy seadragon), 958 nucleotides long. RefSeq names its product pyrroline-5-carboxylate reductase 1, mitochondrial-like. The coding region runs from base 1 to 852 and encodes 283 amino acids. Gene Ontology annotation, molecular function: pyrroline-5-carboxylate reductase activity. The transcript is spliced from 6 exons. Gene Ontology annotation, biological process: L-proline biosynthetic process. The record is from RefSeq and is a predicted model, not a curated record. Lineage: Eukaryota; Metazoa; Chordata; Actinopteri; Syngnathiformes; Syngnathidae.
AUGACCCUGGGCUUCAUAGGAGCGGGCCAGGUGGCUCACGCACUGGUGCGAGGCUUCACGGCGGCGGGUGUAAUUGCAGCUCAAAGAAUCACAGCCAGCUCCCCAGACACAGAUCUCAAGAAAUUAAGGGUUUCACGACGAGCAACAGAGACAGUGAACAAGAGUGACGUCCUCUUCCUAGCUGUUAAGCCCCACAUCAUUGCCUUUGUGCUGGACGAGAUUGGACCGAACAUCGAAGAGCGCCAUCUUAUCGUGUCCUGUGCUGCAGGUGUCACCGUCAGCUCCAAUAGGCAGAAUCUGCUCCAGUAUCGCGCUGCCCCCAAGGUAAUACGUUGCAUGACCAACACUCCCGUGGUUGUGCGUGAAGGGGCUACUGUGUACGUCACGGGCACCCAUGCCGAGGUGGAGGACGGAAAGCUACUGGAGCAGCUGAUAGCCAGCGUGGCAUACUGCACUGAGGUGGAGGAGGACCUCAUUGAUGCCGUUACAGGCCUGUGUGGAAGCGGACCUGCUUACGACGCCGCUCGGAUGGUAUUAGACUCGGAGCAACACCCCGGGCAGCUCAAGGACAACCUUUGCUGGCCGGUGGGCGCCAUCAUCCAUGCCUUCCACGUCAUGAAGCGCGGCGGCUUCCGCAGCCUCCUCAUCAACGCCUUCGAGGCCUCUUGCGUUUGGACAAGGGAACUUCAAUCGUUGGCAGGCCAGGAGAGGAUCUCCCCGGCUGCCAUCAAGAAGACGACCCUGGACAAAGUGACGCAGCAGCCAUGGGGGACCGUGAAGGCCGUGGGCGUACGAUCACACGGGAUCAGCAUCUUCAACAACUGCAACAAUCGGAAAACAAAGAAUAAUUGAUCAAGAACUAAGACACUAUUAUUUAGCUAACCAAUUACAAUACCUCAUCAAAUGGUUACACCACAGUGAGGAGUGUGAUUCUUGGCUAGAAUAGGAACAAACAGAC